CAUUAACUGUCCUGGUUACUGCUUACUGGCGACUGCCUUUGUCUGUACGACCCACAAUGCAGUGGGCUCACGGAGAUUGUUGCUAGUCAUUCUGAGGAGUUGUGAAAAGGUCUGAAGUACUUUAUCUUGUCUAUUUUACUUGUUGACUACGGGACGGUACUGGAAUAUUUUCUCUCUUGAUUUGAACCCACUACCUGCGUAUCGGCUAGGAUGAAGGAAGGUACUACUAAGCAGAAGUCGGACAAAGGCAAGCAGGCUGAUCCCCAAGACGUGGAGAUGAAAGAGGAAGAGCAGAAACAGUCUGAUGAUGGGGAGACUAAAAGCACAGAGAAAACCCAAAAGGAGCUUGAUACCAUCACUCUAGAAGACCUCAAGGAACAUGUAAAACAUAUAGAAAAGUCAAUUUCUGGGAAGGAACCUCGAUUUGUCCUUCGAACAUUGCGAGCUCUUCCCUCAACUAGCCGCAGACUAAAUGCCACUGUGUUGUAUAAGGCUGUUCAAGGAUUCUUCACUGCCAACACAGCAACGCGGGACUUUCUUCUUGGAUUCCUUGAAGAGCCCAUGGACACAGAAGGCGAUCUGCAGUUUCGUCCACGUUCUGGAAAGGCAGCAUCCUCCCCCCUCUUGCCUGAGGUCGAAGUCUACCUUCAGCUUCUAAUGGUCAUCCACAUGAUAAAUAGUAAACGCUACACUGAGGUACAAAAAAUAUCUGAAGACCUCAUGCAGAAGAUUAGCUCACAAAAUCGAAGAGCCCUUGAUCUGGUAGCAGCAAAAUGCUAUUACUAUCACUCCCGUGUUUAUGAAUCUCUUAACAAGCUUGAUUCAAUUCGAAGUUUUCUGCAUUCCCGUUUAAGAACAGCAACAUUGCGUCAUGAUGCUGAUGGUCAAGCAACUCUUCUAAAUCUCCUUUUAAGAAACUAUCUUCAUUACAACCUUUAUGAUCAGGCAGAAAAGUUGGUCUCUAAAUCAGUGUUUCCAGAGCAAGCAAACAAUAAUGAGUGGGCAAGAUACCUUUUCUAUACAGGCCGGAUAAAAGCUAUACAGCUGGAAUAUUCAGAAGCCAGAAGAACCCUAACAAAUGCACUCCGCAAGGCUCCACAGCACACUGCUGUUGGCUUUAAACAGACUGUUCACAAGCUCCUGAUUGUGGUGGAAUUACUAUUGGGAGAAAUCCCAGAUAGGCUUCAGUUCCGUCAGCCUUCUCUCAAACGUUCACUUAUGCCAUACUUUCUAUUAACUCAGGCUGUUCGAACAGGAAAUCUUGCCAAAUUCAACCAAGUUCUAGAGCAGUUUGGAGAAAAAUUUCAGACAGAUGGAACUUACACUUUAAUUAUUCGACUUAGACACAAUGUUAUUAAGACUGGUGUUCGUAUGAUCAGUUUGUCUUAUUCGCGCAUCUCCCUGGCAGAUAUUGCUCAGAAGUUACAGUUGGACAGCCCAGAAGAUGCAGAAUUUAUUGUUGCAAAGGCAAUCCGUGAUGGUGUGAUAGAGGCUAGCAUCAACCAUGAAAAAGGAUAUGUCCAGUCAAAAGAAACUAUUGAUAUUUAUGCUACUCGUGAACCUCAAUUAGCAUUCCAUCAACGAAUUGCUUUUUGCCUUGAUAUUCACAAUAUGUCUGUCAAGGCCAUGAGAUUCCCUCCAAAAUCAUACAAUAAAGAUCUGGAAUCUGCAGAAGAACGUCGAGAACGUGAACAGCAAGAUUUAGAGUUUGCAAAAGAAAUGGCAGAAGAUGAUGAUGAUGGCUUUCCAUGAUCCUUCAGUAUAGCACUCACAGUAUAAAAUACCUAUAUAUAUUUUUUAAUGGGGUGAUAGAACUGAAAGCCAUUGCAUAUAAGGACGCAGUGUAAACUGUAAUAUUCGCUGGUUUGCAUUUUGCAUCGGGGUUCAUAAUCAGAGCUGUGGGCAAAACAAAUGUUUACAGGAGUGAAAGGCCAGUUUUUCAUCACUUUUGCGGUGUAAUGCAAGAAUAAAAAGAUAAAAAAUGAAAUAUCUA
Molecule: messenger RNA, 1993 nt
Organism: Protopterus annectens (West African lungfish)
Lineage: Eukaryota; Metazoa; Chordata; Ceratodontiformes; Protopteridae
Gene: PSMD3
Product: proteasome 26S subunit, non-ATPase 3
Exons: 12
Coding region: 211-1752 (513 amino acids)
Biological process (GO): ubiquitin-dependent protein catabolic process; regulation of protein catabolic process
Cellular component (GO): proteasome regulatory particle, lid subcomplex; proteasome complex
Molecular function (GO): protein binding; enzyme regulator activity
Source: RefSeq, a predicted model, not a curated record